GACAUGCGUGAGUAGAUAAACUCUCUCCUCUGCAGGCUCUAAUCUGCUUUACUUCAGAGACAGCUUCUAAUCCCCGCCCACACUCGCUGCUGAUUGGCUUCCCGGUUUGGCCCUGAGAGACCAUUGGCUGAAACAGAUGGCCAUCAGAGCGGUUUUGCCUGGUGCCAGAAAGGCAUCUGCACCACUCUUGCUAUUGUCAGCAAUGCUGCUGUGUUGUUAAACUGUAUUACACAGUUACUGUAUAACCAGGAUCUGUUUGCACUUUGGCUGUAAUGAAGCGUCCCUGAGGUGAAGGGAGGAUCACAUGGUCGGUGAUAGCGACAAAGAGCCAGAGCACCAAAAUCAUGGAACCUGAGGAUGAUGUCAGAGCUCCUGCCCGGCUUAAAGAUGACACUGCAGUGUGCAUAGUUUCUGUGAAAGGCCUGAAGGAGAACUGGCAGAAGUGGUCCAGUGAGCACCAGGAGUACCAGAAGCAGAACCCCUUCAGCCAUGACACCCGGCCCAGUGUGGUGGGUCCUCAGAAGGGACAGGAUGACUAUGGAAAACCCCCGCAGGGCUCCAUGACAGAGCAGAGAGGGAAGGAUGCUCACACACACAUCAGCCGAGAGGUUCAGGAGCUGUGCGAGGUGAUCAGGAACAUCGGGGAGCCGAGAGAAAAGGAUGGAGAUGGAGGCGAUGGGAGAGUGAUCGGUGUAGAAUUUGGGAAGCUGUUCGAGCAUUAUGUGACUAUCUCUAAUAAACUGGUGGGGAUUCUUCUACGAGCGAGGAAACAGAGAUUGGUGGACUUUGAGGGGGAGAUGCUGUGGCAGGGGAAAGAUGACCAUGUAGUUAUCACUCUGGUGCAGUGAACAGAUGUCGAUGCCUCGACAUCUUCCUGCUGCAGUACAAGCAGGUGCACAGCUACUUUCUGGCAGCGCUCACUGCAGAAGAACAAUGUGGGGAUUGCAGUUAAUGUGCACUAUCUUCUUAAUGAAAAAUAGCUCUUUCUUUGCUCCAAAGUUCAAUAUUGCAAUAUCGCUUUAUGCUAAAAACACAACAUAUACUGCACCUACACACAUGCAAGAGGUGUUUAGAAAUAAUACUCUGACGUAAGACAAUCAGAAUUACAAACUCCAAAAACUGUAUGCAAGCACCAUUUGGACGUUAACUGGAGGUACAUCAGUCAACAAAUAAUAAUAACAUGCAUAUUGUAUAUUUCUUUCAGGGGAUUUCACCCUAAUAUUGCCACAUUAAGGUUACUUUGUUUAAUCAUGAUUAAACUACUAGAUUUCA
Acanthochromis polyacanthus (spiny chromis) is the source of this 1272-nucleotide messenger RNA. Its product is annotated as actin-binding Rho-activating protein-like. The transcript is spliced from 2 exons. Gene Ontology annotation, biological process: positive regulation of Rho protein signal transduction. Bases 345 to 848 code for a protein of 167 amino acids. NCBI's taxonomy places the organism in Eukaryota, Metazoa, Chordata, Actinopteri, Pomacentridae. The record is from RefSeq and is a predicted model, not a curated record. Gene Ontology annotation, molecular function: actin binding.